Messenger RNA from Chrysemys picta bellii (western painted turtle), 2708 nucleotides. Its product is annotated as carbohydrate sulfotransferase 4. NCBI's taxonomy places the organism in Eukaryota, Metazoa, Chordata, Testudines, Emydidae. Gene Ontology annotation, cellular component: Golgi membrane; trans-Golgi network. The record is from RefSeq and is a predicted model, not a curated record. Gene Ontology annotation, biological process: carbohydrate metabolic process; N-acetylglucosamine metabolic process; keratan sulfate proteoglycan biosynthetic process. Gene Ontology annotation, molecular function: N-acetylglucosamine 6-O-sulfotransferase activity.
CCAUGCUGAAGUCAAACAAGACAAUAGUGAAAGUGGUCCUGGCAGUUCAGUCCGUUGUUUUCAUCUGCUUCCUCUCUCAUCUUCACAGCAGCUAUUCCCCCCAGGAAGAGAAGCCAGCUCAGGUGCACAUCCUCAUUCUCUCCUCCUGGCGGUCAGGAUCUUCCUUCACUGGCCAGCUCUUCAGCCAGCACCCUGAUGUCUUCUACCUUAUGGAGCCUGCCUGGCAUGUGUGGAGAGCCAUGUACCAGAAUAGGGCCAAACCCUUACAGAUGGCAGCACGUGACCUCAUCAGGUCUGUCUUUCUGUGUGACAUGUCUGUGUUUGAUGCCUACAUGUCUACGCAGAGGAAUAAAUCUGAUUUAUUUCAGUGGGAGGCCAGCCGGGCCCUGUGCUCCCCCCCUGCAUGUGACCACUUCCAGCGCAACCACAUCAUUUCCAAAACCGCCUGCAAGACCCUCUGCAGCAGGUACCCAUUCAGCAAGGUGGAGGAGGCUUGCAAGACCUAUAGCCACAUUAUCCUCAAGGAGGUCCGGUUCUUUGAUCUGACAGUUCUCUAUCCCCUUCUCACCGACCCCUCCCUGAAUCUCAAAAUCAUUCACUUGGUUCGCGACCCCAGGGCUGUGUUCCACUCUCGUGAGAAAACAGUGGCUGCUCUGAUGCACGAUAGUAACAUUGUGGUGGGGCCCCAGAAGAACCAAGGGGAGAGGGGGCCCUACAACGUGAUGCAGGAAAUCUGUAAAAGUCACAUCCGGAUUUACACUGAAGGCAGCCAGGCCCUUCCUAGCUUCCUCAAAGGCCGCUACAUGCUGGUGCGCUAUGAAGAUAUUGUCAACGAUCCCCUGGCAAAGGCUGCACAGAUGUAUAAGUUUGCAGAGCUCCAUCUCAUACCCAAACUUCAGGUGUGGGUGUAUAAUAUCACUCAUGGGAAAGGCCUGGGGAUGCAGGCCUUUGACAUCGGCUCCAGAGAUGCAGUGAAUGUGUCCCAGGCCUGGAGGAAGAACCUGCCCUUCCAGAAAAUAGCAAAGUUGCAAAAUGUGUGCAAGGAUGCCAUGGACCUAUUGGGUUAUCGACUAGUGAUGUCCGAGGAAGAACAGAAAGAUAUGGCACUGAACCUGUUAUUUACCCAGGGCCUUCCACCCGGUGACCCAGGGAGCUGAAUGCCGAAAAUUUGCCUCCUGUUUGUCAGCUGAAGGCUGCAGAAUUCAGAACUGUAUGCACAAGUGAAAAUGUGUGUGUGUGUGUGUGUGCAUGCGCAUAUGUGUACAGAGUGAUAAUAGCAGUUGAGAGGGAACAGAACAUCCAAGUAACAGUACCCAAAAGAGUCAGAAAUCUCCCAGAAGGCCAAUUUAAUUAAACACCAAUAAAACCACAAUUAGCAGGUGUAUUCCUGGAGACCAAGAGGCACAGUGAGUGUCAGACACUCAGGCCCCUACCUGUACAAAUUCCAUGUAAAUCCCAGAACUUAUGCAUUUUUACCUAAGGAUUUAGUGGAUUUUCCAGCACUUGAAGUUUUUAAAUCAAGCUUAGUGUCUUUUUAGAAGAGAUGCUCUAGCUCAAUCAUAAAUUAUGGGUUUGUUGCAGGAAUCACUUGAUGAAAUUUUCUGUCCUGUAUUAUGCAGGAGGGCAGCCUGGAUGGCUACAAUGCUCCCUUCUGGCCUUAAACAUCUAGGAAUCUAUGCAAAUAUUAAGAGUCCCAGAACAGGUUUAAAACUCAGGUAACCCAAGUAUCCUUGAUCCACUCAGUUAGUUUUCAUAUCACUGUCAAACUACAUGUAAUCAGGGGAUGGUCCUGCUAUCGUGGUGAAUUUGCCUGGCUUCUAUACUGCCCCAGGGAGAAUUGGAGGUGACAGGUUCUAAGUCGCCACCUCAACAAUAUUUACCAGAUGCCUGCUUAAGCUCGAGAACGCCUCUGCCUUGCUCCCAUCUGACAGAGACCUCGUAACCCCGAUAAGGCUGGGGCCAGGAUCACUGGGGGAUUAACCCCCAGUCUCAUUAUGGGUUGCUCAGGACUGGGGCUAGGGUCUCUCCUCUGUGGGAUACUCUCUCCUCCCCAGCCACUUCCCUGAUCCAGUGAUCAUUGCAUUGAGUUUAAACCACGUACAAUUUAUUAACCAGCAACUGUAAACCAAUCAGGGAAAAAUGGAGAUGGUGAAAGGAUCCAGAAACCAACACAAUGGGCACUGGGACACCAUAAACUACAGUUUCUCUGGGGCUAGUCACAGCCUAUUCCUACACAUCCCAAGUCCUGGCUGCACUGCUGUGACACCAUGGGUCAGACACCUGCCCUGGGGUGAGGGGUGGGGGAUACACGCUCUCAGGCUCCAGGUGGCAGGACGCUUCUUCCCAGCAUCAGCCCUCCCAUUGGGGUCAUGGUCCCUACUCCCAGUCUAGCCUUCAAGGCCCUCUUGUCUGGCACCAUCUCCCUCCACUGAGCCUUCUGCCCAGGGCCCCCCUCACUUUCCCCUCUGUUCACUGUGCUCAGCUCCAGUUUGCUUGUGGCAUGGCCAGCGUCCGUUAUCCUAUCUCUGGCCCCACAAAUUUCUGCUGUAGCUCAGCCCUGGCACCCCACUGGUGCAGCUGGACAGCGCUGCCGCAGCUCUGGCUCCCCUGGCUUUCAUCAUAGAAUCAUAGAAGAUCAGGGUUGGAAGGGACCUCAGGAGGUAUCUAGUCCAACCCACUGCUCAAAGCAGGACCAAUUCCCAGCUAAA